Messenger RNA from Entrophospora candida, 321 nucleotides. The record is from the annotation of a GenBank genome assembly. Lineage: Eukaryota; Fungi; Glomeromycota; Glomeromycetes; Entrophosporales; Entrophosporaceae.
AUGAAAUUCCUUAAUCAUCAUAAUGAUCCAAAAACUUUUCUAGAGUCAUUAGGAAUAGAUCAUGCCAAGGGUUAUUUUAAUGGUUAUAUAGGUGUCAAAAAGACUAAAAUCUAUAAUUUUAUGUCUACAAUAUCUUAUAUGUUCAAGAAGGAAUUAAAACCAUAUUUGUGGAUGCCUUUGAUAUCUAUGUUGAAGAUAAGGGUAGAGAAAGUCAAUAAAUUGUUGAUAUCAAACAAAGAAACUCAUAAAGAAUGGAAACAUUGGUUGGAUAUAACUCCAGACGAGGGUUAUAAUCUGAUAUUAGAACCAUUGUUGGAGUAA